Molecule: messenger RNA, 1672 nt
Organism: Gasterosteus aculeatus aculeatus (three-spined stickleback)
Lineage: Eukaryota; Metazoa; Chordata; Actinopteri; Perciformes; Gasterosteidae
Gene: ctsh
Product: cathepsin H
Biological process (GO): proteolysis
Molecular function (GO): cysteine-type peptidase activity
Source: RefSeq, a predicted model, not a curated record
AAAUCCAUCCGGCUCCUGUGACGCUCUCUCACAGCCUUCGGAGAGUCUCGACGGGAGGAACCAUGGCGCUCGGUGUUUUGUGCAUCAUAACAGCCUUUUUUGGUUUAGUUCAUUUAACUCCGUUCGUGUUACUCGAAGAGGAAUAUCAAUUCAAACAGUGGAUGUCACAGUACAACAACAUUUAUGAUAACGAGGAGUAUUACCACCGGCUUCGCACAUUCACGGAAAAUAAGAGGAAAAUUGAUCGUCACAAUGCUGGAAAUCACUCCUUCACAAUGGGCUUGAAUCAGUUCUCUGGCAUGACAUUUGAGGAAUUCAGGAAAUCCUUUCUCUUGACCGAGCCUCAGAACUGCUCUGCUACCGAUGGGGCUCAUCACAGCAGCGCCGGUCCUCAACCCGAGUCCGUUGACUGGAGGGAGAGGGGCAACAUUGUGACUCCCGUGAAGAACCAGGGUCCGUGUGGAAGCUGCUGGACCUUCUCUACCACUGGCUGUUUGGAGUCAGUGAACGCUAUUGCUUCCGGGAAGUUAAUAUCUCUGUCCGAGCAGCAGCUGAUAGAUUGUGCCCAAGACUUCAACAAUCAUGGCUGCAUGGGAGGGCUCCCCAGCCAGGCAUUUGAGUACAUCAAAUACAACAAUGGCCUCAUGACAGAGGAGGACUAUCCCUACAAAGGACAUGAUGACACUUGCCAGUUCGAGUCUUCCCUCGCAGCUGCUUUUGUCCUGGAUGUUGUCAACAUAACAAGCUAUGAUGAAAAGGCCAUGGUUGAUGCUGUGGCCCGGCUCAACCCCGUGUCCUUUGCCUUUGAGGUCACUGCUGAUUUUAUGCACUACAAAGAAGGUGUUUACACCAGCACCGAGUGUAAGGACACGGCGGAUAAGGUGAAUCACGCGGUCCUGGCUGUCGGUUAUGGUGCCGAAGACAACGGCACGCCGUAUUGGAUCGUGAAGAACUCGUGGGGCACCAGCUGGGGAGUGAACGGAUAUUUCAUGAUCGAGCGAGGAAGAAACAUGUGCGGACUGGCUGCAUGCGCUUCCUACCCUCUACCUGUAGUUUGAGGACUGACAUGGAAGACAGGAAAAUGUAAACCAAGACAACACACUUUCCUGCUUUUAUGCUGUUUUAAGUUUGAUUUCUCAACAUAAGGUACACGCCAAUCAAUUUUACUUAAUAUAUUCAUUAUGAAGAUGCAUUUUAUUGUUUAAAGUUUGCCUGUGAGGAUGGUUGUACCACGUCAGGCUGUUUUCAAGGAACAGAGGUGGGGGGAAAAGAAGGAGUAGCCACUUUACCAAUACUUCACAUAAUCCUGUGACAUUCAUGGUGCAAAGAAAAUUCCUAUAGAUCGAUUAUAUUCUGUUAUCACACAUCUUACGUGGGCCAUUGCCUCCAUUCUUUGGUGAAAGAGUUCUUAUGGCUCCAUGAAGACACAAUCUUGUGUAUGAAAAUCUCAGAACUUUUUUAAAGAAGAUCUUUUCUGACCUGAUUAAAUACAUUUAAAGACAAUCAUACCCAAAAGGUACAGAGUCAGCUCAGAUGGGGAGCUUGUUUUUUCCAUUACUACUUGUUGUUAUAUUAAACAAUUAUCCACCUUCUGCUAUACUACUUCCUUUAUUAUUGGUGACGUCUGUGUUUGUUUGUUUUUAUAUUAAACACUUUUCCACUUUCUGCUAUA